CUCCCUGCCUGGGCUCGGUUCGGCCCCAUCCUCCGGCCGCCGCGCUAGCGCCAUGGCCGCCUAUAGCAAGUACCUGACCGCGCGUCAUUCCGUGGUGGCCGGCGCGGCCGCCUGCGUCCUGCUGUGCCUGCUCAAGAAGCGCCGGAGAGCGGCUGCCAAGCACAGUGCUAUCAUUGGUCGCAGCAGAAAAGAUUUCAAGAAAUACUUAUUCAACUUCAUCGCUGCCAUGCCUGCUAUCUCCCUGGUAAAUAACUUUUUGAAGUAUGGGCUAAAUGAACUUAAACUUUGUUUCCGAGUAAGACUCACCAAAUACCUCUAUGAGGAAUAUCUACAGGCUUAUACGUAUUACAAAAUGGGAAAUCUGGACAACAGAAUAGCUAAUCCAGAUCAACUGCUCACACAGGAUGUGGAAAAAUUCUGUAACAGUGUAGUGGACCUCUACUCAAACCUUAGUAAGCCAUUUUUGGAUAUAGUUUUGUAUAUCUUCAAGCUGACAAAUGCAAUAGGAGCUCAGGGUCCAGCUACCAUGAUGGCCUACUUGAUAGUUUCAGGCUUUUUCCUUACGCGUCUAAGGAGGCCCAUUGGCAAGAUGACAAUUGCUGAACAAAAAUAUGAAGGGGAGUACAGAUUUGUCAAUUCACGGCUCAUUACAAACAGUGAAGAAAUUGCUUUUUAUAAUGGGAAUUUAAGGGAAAAACAGACGAUUCACAAAACCUUUCAUAAACUGGUGGAACAUUUGCAUAAUUUCAUCUUGUUUCGGUUUUCUAUGGGAUUCAUAGAUACUAUUAUUGCCAAAUACCUAGCUACUGUGGUUGGUUACCUGGUCGUUAGUCGUCCGUUUCUGAACCUAGCUCAUCCUCGUCAUCAAAAGAGUACCCAUUCAGAACUCCUAGAGGAUUACUACCAAAGCGGAAGAAUGUUGUUGAGAAUGUCUCAAGCUCUGGGCAGAAUAGUCCUGGCAGGCCGUGAAAUGACCAGAUUGGCUGGCUUCACAGCUCGAAUUACAGAAUUAAUGCAAGUACUAAAGGACUUGAACAGGGGCAGAUAUCAGCGUACUAUGAUAUUGCAACAUGAAAAAGAUGGAGAUAGAACCCAAACGAUUCCCUUGAUACCUGGGAGUGGAGAAAUUAUCAACACUGAUAAUCUUAUCAAGUUUGAUCAUGUUCCAUUAGCAACGCCUAAUGGAGACAUUUUGAUUCGAGACCUUAAUUUUGAGGUUCGGUCUGGUGCAAAUGUUCUGAUUUGUGGGCCAAACGGAUGUGGGAAGAGUUCACUUUUCCGUGUUCUUGGCGAGUUGUGGCCUCUGUUUGGUGGAUGUCUAACCAAGCCUGAGAGAGGAAAGCUUUUCUAUGUUCCUCAGAGACCAUAUAUGACGCUAGGAACCCUCAGAGACCAAGUAAUAUAUCCAGAUACCGUAGAAGACCAGAGGAAGAAGGGGAUAGCUGACCAGGUGCUGAAGGAGUACUUGGAUAAUGUCCAGUUGGGUCAAAUCCUGGAACGUGAAGGUGGCUGGGAUAGUGUUCAAGACUGGAUGGAUGUGCUCAGCGGAGGAGAAAAACAGAGGAUGGCAAUGGCAAGGUUAUUUUAUCAUAAACCUCAGUUUGCAAUUCUGGAUGAAUGUACAAGUGCUGUUAGCGUUGAUGUAGAAGGCUACAUUUACAGUCAUUGCCGGAAAGUUGGCAUCACUCUCUUCACUGUCUCUCACAGAAAGUCCCUCUGGAAACACCACGAUUUUUACCUGCACAUGGAUGGUAGAGGAAAUUACGAGUUCAAGAAGAUAACUGAAGACACAGUUGAAUUUGGAUCUUAAAAUCCAUAAAGCUGCAACUACUACAGAGACUGAUAAUUACAGAGAACAUGUAGAAAGGAAAAGUACAUAGCAAGAUAAAACUACUUGGCUUGUUUUUAAACAAAUUAACUAGGUAUAGGAUAAUCCAAAGCAAGCUAUUAAGCAUUUAUUAUUAUGUAGGAUAUUGCUAAUUGUGUAUAUGUUGGUUUAAUUAUUAAUAUGUACUAAGAAUGUCCUUAUUCUUGUGGUUAAAAACCUGCCUAAAUUAAAUUGGGCUUAAAUCAAUAUAACCUGAUUCAUCUGGGAUGUAAACUAUUUGAAGUCAGCUGAUUUGACUUUUAUGGACCUUUCUUUCCUUCAGUGAAGAACUCUGUUAAAAUUAGGGUUAUUACCUCUCCUGUUUCUGGCAACAAUUCUGGAUUUUCACUAUCUAGUCUAUGCAUACUUCUGAAUUAUCUCACAUGAUGCAGGAUAUCCUCCCCUUUUCAUAGCUAUAACCUACUAUCCUGUACAGUGCCAGACCUGGGUAGAGGCCAAGCUUUGUGAUAGGUGUUGUAUGUGCACCAUUUAUGGUGCAGGAUGGACUGAAUCCAAGAUGGCAGGAGCCUAAUUCCCUCUGCUAUUAAAGAGAUUAGACCUGAUCCACUGUGGAUCCAUAGGCCUUUUCAGCCUGUCUGUCCACAGUUCUCCUGUGCUUCUCACUGUCUCCCAUUCUUCCCCCAUUCAACAAAAGCAAUGCUGAACUGUUUUCUCCUCCUCCCCCAGAAAAGGGAGUGGAACCAAAUGGGGAGAUUUGGGAAGAAAUUGAGAUGGAAGGGAACUGAAAGAAAAAAUAAUAGUAGUGAAAAUGGUAUUCUGUAUUUCAGGGGUCAGGGUCCCUGAAUAUUUUUCAUUUGGAGUUGCGUAGACACACAUGACAGCCCUGGGAAGUUGAGAAGUAUGAUUUUAGUUCCCACAGCAAUGGUGGAGGAGGGAGAAUUAUUAAAGGACCUAUCUGCCUAUUGAAGUCAUAGGAGCUUUGCCACUGACAUUAAUGGGAUCAAGAAUUGGGCCCAAAGUGUAUCCUUCUAAAACACUUAGCAUGCCUCCUUGAAAGCAACAUUUUGUUGCUCAGUAGCAGACUUCCAAUUGUCCUCUUUGCUCCCAUUCUUGGGAUGUGUGGUGGUGGUCUUCCAUCAGAGUCCUCCUUUGUCCCUCUUGUUAAAAUAGGAUGUACCCUGUCCAGCUGCUGUAUAGGUUUGGGUUUUAAGAGGGAGUGAUGAUGAUGGUAGCCUCUGUUUUGCUAUCCACUUUUUUUUAUGUGAUGUCUGGGAUGCCACAUCUCAAAAUUCAUCAAAAUUUGACUCCACAUCCUGAGGGUUUUUAGGCAAUUUUAAUGUAAAUUAGUAAAUCAUACGACAAUGGUCCUCAAACAGUGGGCCAUGGAGUGCUGGUUCUUUUAUUACAACUGCCAAAUCUCAUUAAAAGACAGCUAAAAAUACAUUAAAUACUUUCCUAAUAUUACUUUUCCAUGUAAACAAUUACUGUAGUUGCCACAUGAUUUUAAGUGAUCACAAAUGCAAAAAGAGAUGGUUUGUGUGAUCAGGAAUGGGAGGCUGGUGGUCCAUGAGACUGUGUACACUAUGAAAACAUUUAAAAAUCCCUGCCAUACACUGAUGUUCUUCUGGUGGCUUUGUAGUGUUGCACACAUGAUGUAACAUAGGAAUGCACUACAUGAAGACAUGCACUAAAUACACAAUAAAUGUGAUCUCUGUA
Molecule: messenger RNA, 3544 nt
Organism: Terrapene triunguis (Three-toed box turtle)
Lineage: Eukaryota; Metazoa; Chordata; Testudines; Emydidae
Product: ATP-binding cassette sub-family D member 3
Exons: 20
Coding region: 53-1810 (585 amino acids)
Biological process (GO): peroxisome organization; fatty acid beta-oxidation; long-chain fatty acid import into peroxisome
Cellular component (GO): peroxisomal membrane
Molecular function (GO): ATP hydrolysis activity; long-chain fatty acid transmembrane transporter activity; ATP binding
Source: RefSeq, a predicted model, not a curated record